This is a messenger RNA of Phytophthora megakarya, 294 nucleotides long. The record is from the annotation of a GenBank genome assembly. NCBI's taxonomy places the organism in Eukaryota, Oomycota, Peronosporomycetes, Peronosporales, Peronosporaceae.
AUGGACUUCGUGUUUGGUCUUCCGCGCGAUUCUAGGCGGAAGACUGGUAUUGUGGUCUUUGUUGACCGCUUCAGCAAGAUGGUGCAUCUCGCCGCUGUCGCAGCGGAGGUGACCUCCGUACAGACGGCACGUGUGUUCGUUGACAUGGUGUUGAAGAACCAUGGCAUGCCCAGCGACUUUGUGUCGGACCGCGAUCCGCGCUUCACGGCGCGUUUCUGGCAAGAAGUGUUCACACACGGUUCUCUAUGUCGACUGCGGAUCAUCCGCAGACGGACGGACAAACCGAGCGCGUGA